UUUGCACUUGCUUGCGCGAUGCUGCGGACCUUCUACGGCGACACCGUCCUCUCGGCCGACUGGACCGGUGAAUACGAAGAAAAGUCGGCGCAAUGGUUCGAGCUCUUCCUCGACCUCAUCAUGGUCGCUGCCUGCUCCAAUGUGGCCGAGGGCCUCAAGGACGACCUGAGUCUCCGUGGCGCGGCAGCGUUUGUGCUGCUCUGCCUCAUGUACGCCUCGUCGUGGCAUCUCUACACGCACUUUAACGCGCGCUUCUCCGAGUCGUCGCUCUUGCACUACGGUUUUCUGUAUGUACUGCUCAUCGGGCUCAGUGGUAUGGUGCUCUCGAGCGAGCCGGGUCGCGGGUUCACGAUCGGUCUCCUCUGCAUCCGCGCCGCGCUCUUCUGCAUGAACUUGUCGGUGUUUUGGUCGCUCCCACACGUGCGCGGAAAGGCGGGCGCCGACAUGAGCAUGGGCCUGGUCGCCAUGACGCUCUUUGGCAUCGCGCUGUGGAUUGACCGCCCAAGUGUGACGAUCGGCGUCUACCUCGCGUCGCUCUUCCUCGAGACGUUUCUCGGUGUGGCGCUCGUGCGCUUCGCCAAGCGACCUGGGACGUACGUGGCCAUGAACAUUGAUCACGUCAACGAACGCGAAGGCUGCCUUGUCAUGGUGGCGCUCGGCGAGUCGGUCGUGAGCACGGUCAUCAACAGCCGCGGCACGGACCUUCCACUAGCGUACUACAUCGCCAUGUCGCUUUCGCUCCUCAUCAUCUUUGCACUCGCGAUCUUUUACUUUGCGACCAAGCCGCCACGCGCGAUGCAUGCGAUGCGGCGGUCGAUUGGGGCCGGGUUUACCUACUCGAUACUGCACUACUUGCUGCUACCGACGUUGCUGGCGAUCGGCGUGGGCACCAAGCUCGUCUCGGACGCCGUGCGCCAUGACCAAGAGCUCUCACCAACGUCACUCUGGGUCUUGUACGGGUCGAUCUCGCUGGCGCUGUUGAUCAUGCUUCUCGUACGGCUCUUGCACUAUGGCGGGCGCCAGCCGGCACCGACGGACCCGCUGCUCGUCCAGCGCAUCAAGUACGUGUGGUGGGGCGUCUGCGCGCUCUCGCCCAUCUGUCCGCCGAUUGUGGCCGGCAUUUUGGAGGCUGUCGCCAGUGACGGCGGCGUCGACCCGAUCAUGGCACUAGCCUGCGCCGCCGCCAUCAUCCUCUCAUGGCUCGUGAGUGAGACCGCCGUCAUGCACAGCCUCCGCGCACUUGGGUACGGCUAUUCGGAAGCCCUGCAUGCGACGGCUAACCUCGAGUCCCGCGCGCCGCUACUGGUCGUCAAGCACUAACAGUAAACCAACCAUUGCGGUCGUAUGUGCUUGGCAACGACUUGUGGC
This is a messenger RNA of Saprolegnia diclina VS20, 1368 nucleotides long. RefSeq lists its product as hypothetical. Bases 19 to 1320 code for a protein of 433 amino acids. The record is from RefSeq and is a predicted model, not a curated record. Lineage: Eukaryota; Oomycota; Saprolegniomycetes; Saprolegniales; Saprolegniaceae. The transcript has a single exon.